Messenger RNA from Patiria miniata (bat star), 778 nucleotides. RefSeq lists its product as uncharacterized. Bases 1 to 687 code for a protein of 228 amino acids. Lineage: Eukaryota; Metazoa; Echinodermata; Asteroidea; Valvatida; Asterinidae. The transcript has a single exon. The record is from RefSeq and is a predicted model, not a curated record.
AUGCCUCCGAAGAAGCAGUCGUCUCACGAGGUCCUUACAAUUGACCCUACAAUCCUGUCCGCCGCCCUCGUUGAGGCAUUUAAAUCCAAGAGUCUAAUUGAUGCCCUCGUUCCAGCACUGACGGAAGCUAUAACAGACGCCGUUAGUAAGAACAUGCAUGAAGCUAUGCAGCUAGAAUUCGUCAAGAGGGAUGAAAAAAUCAACCAACUCAAUUCGAAAGUCCGCCAUCUUGAGCAUCGCCUGGACGACUUUGAACAAUACUCAAGGCGCAACUCAUUACUUGUGUACGGCAUUCCUGAGGAGGGACAAGAGAACACGGACAAAAAGAUAAUUGAAGCGGCAAAACAGUACGUUAAUGUCGACAUACCAGCCACCGCCAUCGACCGCACCCAUCGCCUCGGCGCAAAGACGGACCGGACUGGGGAACCACGUACGCGGCCAAUUAUCGUCAAGUUUAACAGCUAUAACAUCCGGGCAGUCUUUUACCGUGCGAGAGCUGGUUUCAAGGGAAAGAACAUUUUUGUCCGCGAAAGCUUGACCCCUGAAAGGCAGCGAUGGCUGAAACAGGCAAGAAACCACCCCUCGUCCGUGAAGGCCUGGACCCAGGAUGGCAGAAUUGAAGUCAAGAUGAAGAAUAACGCUAAGCUGAUCAUAAACAGCGAGAACGACCUCAAGAAACUUCCAUAAGCCACAGGACUGACGGUCACUGCCACUGAUAACUCCAUAAUGGAGGAGUUACAUUUGUAUUUCAUGCCUUAAGAUUUGAGAGGUUGGUAUU